AUGUUCAGCGCGACUACUACUUCAUCUCCCUUUCUCCGAUCAUCCGAAAAAGAACAUGCUCAACAUGCUGGCAAUCAUUACGUACAAGUGUCUAAUCGCAGUCUUAUUGAAAUAGAAGGCAAUGAUUCAGCAAAAUUCCUCCAAGGCCUUAUCACAAAUAACAUGAAUACAUUACAGUCAGGUGGAGAUGGAUUCUACACUGCAUUCCUCAACUCGCUCGGGCGAGUACUAUACGAUGCUUUCAUAUAUCCAAAAAAUAUAAAUCGAACAUUUCCUCAUCCUAUAUAUCUCAUCGAAUGCGACUCGGCUGUAUUAUCCUCCCUCGCAACUCAUCUCAAUAAAUACAAACUUCGUUCAAAAGUAACCAUAAAAGAUGUAUCUAGCAAAUACAACAUUUGGAACAUAUGGGGAGAUGAUGUGAGCAAUCUCUGGUGGAGAAGACUGAUACCCAACCCAACAGCUAAUAAAAUUACGGCAAGCGAAUUGGUAUUGAAAGAAGGUAUAGACGAAAUAGGAUGUAGAGAUCGACGGUAUCCUGGAAUGGGACUCAGACUAGUGUUGUCAUCUGAGAAGAAAAAGCCGCCACUUCCAUCCCAAUUUACGCAACUACCUUCAGAAGAAUAUAUGAUACGAAGAAUACUCCAUGGCUGUUACUUGGGACAAGAACUGACUUUUCGAACUUAUCAUACUGGUGUCACACGGAAACGCAUUUUACCCGUUCAAUUUUAUGGAUCCAAUGACGCGAGGCCGGACCGAUUGUCCAUCGACCGUACGAUUGAAAACUUGAACAUACAUCCGGGGCGUGUUAUUUAUUCGUUAAGGGACACAAAGAGAAAAGAGUUGGGUAGGACCAGAGUAACAAGAUGCAAUGCUGGAUUGGCACUAUUCAGGUUGGAUGCGUUGGAAAAGGAAGAUUUGGUCGUCAUGAGUGGCGAUAGUGGUGGGAACGGAGGGAAAAAAGAUAAAGAACAAGUCCGAAAAGGAGAUGAAUUCAGAGUGAGGCCGUUUUUACCUGAUUGGUGGCCAAAGCUAGAAGCACAAGGAGAGUGA
Paraglomus brasilianum is the source of this 1050-nucleotide messenger RNA. The record is from the annotation of a GenBank genome assembly. Lineage: Eukaryota; Fungi; Glomeromycota; Glomeromycetes; Paraglomerales; Paraglomeraceae.